Ricinus communis (castor bean) is the source of this 1555-nucleotide messenger RNA. Its product is annotated as putative Peroxidase 48. Lineage: Eukaryota; Viridiplantae; Streptophyta; Magnoliopsida; Malpighiales; Euphorbiaceae. Gene Ontology annotation, biological process: response to oxidative stress. The transcript is spliced from 2 exons. Gene Ontology annotation, molecular function: peroxidase activity; heme binding. The record is from RefSeq and is a predicted model, not a curated record. Bases 940 to 1497 code for a protein of 185 amino acids.
UGUUUAGUUCAAAGAAAGAUACAUGAAAAAAAAAAUGGUGUUUUUUGUUUUGAUAUUACUAAUUCUUAUAUUUCGCCCCUCUUGUACUUUGACCCAAGAUUACCACAUACAUUUUCACUAUAAAUAGGUGUUUAGUUUAUAUUUUCUUAUUCUGUGAAUCGUAAAAUUGUGUUUAAUAAGUAGCUAAUAAUUUAUUGUGUAUCCUCAACCACAAACCUUACCUUUUGAACCAGUUGUAUUUAUAAUGUUGUGGGUUUUUUUUUUAUCAAAUGUGAUCUUGAUUUUCUUUUUUCAAAUGGGAUUUUUUUAUAUUUUCUGAUUCUGCGAGUUAUAAAAAUUCGAUUAAUGUGUGCCUAAUCAUGUUCUUGAGCCAAACUUGUCUUUGCCCAAAUAAUGCAAAAAUACAUUUUCUGAUUAUUUCAAAGGGGUGGAAUUUUUCUUGAGUUUUUUUUUUUUUUUUUUUUGUGGCAUUUCCCUGGGUGAUUUUGAUUUGGUGUUGUUAAUUAUUUUAUUUUACUUUUUGUUCAUUAUCCUAGUAUUUAUUCUGUUGCGGUGUAUGCUACUAUGGUUGAUUGACAAAUUAGGUUAGAACACUAGUCCAUAUAGAGAUCGGAAGGAAGUUUAUAAAGAAUAUAGCAAGUUAGUUAUUUAUGGAUUUCUUUUCUUGAAGUCUUUCUUAAAACUAUGAGAUUACUGUCCCAGUUCUUCUUAAAAUUAAUGUGGGUUUAGUUUUUUAGGGUUUUGUCACUGUUUUUUCUUUUCUUUUUCUUUGUUAUUUUUGUUCUUGUUGAUGGGUAAAAGUAAUUUCGUGUUAUUGAUUUAGUUCUUUAUUACACAUGUGUUUCUGUGUUUAUUUUAUCUUAUCUUUUUACUUUUCUUUAUGCUAAUUGAAUCAUUGUUGCUUUCACUUUUAUGCAACUUUAAUUUAGUUCCUGCGCAAUGAAGCUUUUGCGGGAUUAUGAUGCUUUUAUUCUGUUAGAUUCUGUUGAUGGCAGGAAAUCUGAGAAAGAUUUCACUGAGGAUUGUGAUAUAGUUCACUUAUUCAAAUCUCAGGUUGAAGAAGUUUGCCCUCGAAUUGUUUCUUGUGAAGAUUUUAUUUUCUUGGCAGCCAGAAAAUAUACUCUUCAGGUUGGUGGUUCAUUCUAUCCACUCUUCUCAGAUGAGCCUCCUUCCCCCCCUGCUGAUCUUUCAAUAAGAGGCGACGAUGAAAGAGAAACUUUGUCUCUUAGGUACUAUUCUUGGCCUUUAUCUUUGUGCGUGUGUGUGUUUUUUUUUUUUAAAUUUGGUAAAACUAUGUUGAUUGAGCCUUGUCAUUCACCUUUAAGUAUUUUUGCGGUUCGGUCUCUUAUUAAACAUCCUUUAAAUUCUUGUUAUCAGAGCUUCCUUAUCAAGAUGAAGCUUUCUGUCCUUCGGGGUGGCAAAGCUCGGAUUCAUCAAAGCUGGGUAGGAUACUUAUGGGUAGUAAACUCUUACCAAAAAAUAACAAUAUUAAAAUGAUAGGACUUUCUAAGAUUAUUGGAUAUUUAGACCUCAAACAAACUAAUAAAUUAUUAUA